AUGACAAAGUUGAUUUACACAAUUUGGGCUCUAUUGUUAAACAUUUCUGAAUUCUCAAUUUUUCGAACGUGUUUCGCAAACGCUAUGGAGGACGAAGAUCGUGAAUCGCUACUUUGUGGGCCACCAUUAAGUUCAUUUUUCUUCAGUUCUGGUAUUUACAUGAUUAUCGUUCAUUCAAUCCUUUUUCCACGUUUCUUUCGUGAACCACAACUGGUUUUCUUAAUACUCUAUGAGUUUCUAGCCGCAGCAUUCAUCUUAGAAUUUGCACUUGCUUGCAUUUGGACGCCGAUCGACGUGCUAAUUUCAACCAGAUUUCCUACGGCUGCUUGUCACGUAACGUAA
Molecule: messenger RNA, 342 nt
Organism: Megachile rotundata (alfalfa leafcutting bee)
Lineage: Eukaryota; Metazoa; Arthropoda; Insecta; Hymenoptera; Megachilidae
Source: RefSeq, a predicted model, not a curated record